Molecule: messenger RNA, 900 nt
Organism: Chironomus riparius
Lineage: Eukaryota; Metazoa; Arthropoda; Insecta; Diptera; Chironomidae
Source: the annotation of a GenBank genome assembly
AUGGAAAAUAUUUUAUUAGGUGGAUUCUCAUCGUCAAUUGCGACAAUCUUCACUAAUCCCUUAGAAGUUAUUAAAACAAGACUUCAGCUGCAAGGUGAAUUAAAGGCUAAGGGACAUCAUAUUGAACCAUAUAAAAAUUUCCUGCAAGGGUUAACUCAAAUAGCAAAGCAUGAUGGCAUGAGUGCUUUACAGAAAGGAUUAUCAGCAUCUUUGUGCUUUCAAUUUAUUCUCAAUGCAUGUCGUCUAGGAGUUUAUACCACAGCAUAUGAAAGUGGAUGGACGAGAAGCUCUAAUGGUGAUGUGUCAAUAAUCAAGUCAGCAUUUUUCGGAGGCAUUGGCGGAACGCUCGGUCAAGGAAUUGCAAGUCCAUUUUUCAUGAUAAGAAAUCAAUUGCAAUCUGCUGCAGUCAAAGAAAUUGCUGUUGGAUAUCAACAUAAACAUCAGACAAUGUCCAGUGCAUUUCAAAAGAUUUAUAAUGCUCAUGGCAUUAGUGGAUUGUAUAGAGGCGUUUUAGUUGUAAUUCCAAGAGGAUGUCUCGGUUCAGGUAGUCAAAUUGCUGCUUUUGGAUAUUCAAAGGACGUCCUGCAACGUAAAACAAAUUUAAAUCCAACAGCCAUAUCAUUUAUUAGUAGUUGUAUAGCAGGAACUGUUAUGACUAUCAUUAUGCAUCCACCUGAUGUCAUUUCAACGAGGCUAUAUAAUCAAGGAACAAAUUCUAGUGGUCAGGGACUUAAUUAUACAGGCGUGAUUGACUGUUUCAUAAAAACAGUUAAAAAUGAAGGCUUUAAAGGGCUUUACAAAGGUUUCUUUCCACAUUAUCUUAGAUUAGGAACUCAUAGCGUUCUGGUCCUCGUAUUCUUUGAUGAACUCAAAGCUCUAAAAUCAAAACUAAAUGUUUAA